Molecule: messenger RNA, 3916 nt
Organism: Prorocentrum cordatum
Lineage: Eukaryota; Dinophyceae; Prorocentrales; Prorocentraceae
Source: the annotation of a GenBank genome assembly
CAGGAGGGUGCUCUUCAUGGACGCCGACACGUACGUAUUCAAGAGUGAGUUGCGCGACGUCAUCACGUCCACAUCCCUUCUGGAGGGGGAGAUCGCGAUGGUCAGGGACAUGUGCAAGCAAAAGGGCGACGAGGAGGAGUUCAACAGCGGCGUGAUGCUGUACGAGCCGAGCCUGAGCGCCUUCGCGGGCAUGCUGGCGCGGAUCGCGGAACGCCGCAGCGACCUCGACAAUGGGGAUUACGGCAACAUAUUGGGAGGCGCAUCAUCAACGUGGAGUACAGAGAUCGGGUCGUCGAGCUCCCUCCAAGGCACCCCCCAGGGACCCCCAGCAGUGCGCCGAGACGGGCUCUCGAAUGUCAGGGCGGUGUCGACUAAACCGUUCAACUGCGUGGACGCGGGCUCGGGCGGCAGGAGACUACAACAACCGAGCGUCCUCAGUCUCGCUGACCCCGGGAUGGAACAAAUAAGUGCCCACACUGCAGAGAACCCGACCUUGGGAACGUCGCUGUUCAAGCACCGGGACCUCAAGGCACGCCACAAAGAACUGCACAGCGCAAUGACGGCGCACCACAUCCCAGGUCUCCAGGGAAGGCCACUGCCGAGGAACUUGCGCGUGCCAUCAACGACCUCGGACCAGGAUGCCUGCAGAUACCCCGACCGGAUCAACGGAACGACCACGCAGCAAAUCAGGCAGAUGAUCAUUGACUCAGACCAGCCUGAUGGGCCAGAGAUCGUCCUCACGAGCCUACGUGCUGCACAAGCUGACACCAUAUUCGAGACCAUCAUGGCUACCAAUCGCAAGUGCACCGUGCUGGCCCUCACGAUAGAAGGCAGACUCUUGCAGGAGGCUCCGCAGACCUUGCUAGGCAGAUCUUACCAGAAUCCGACUCCACUUCGGCGGCUUCUCUUGACCAGGGGAUGGGAUGGCGGCCCUUCGCUGAGCAGACUCACAGACACUGAGCCGGGCUCCCGCCUCAGAUGGAACAUCGCAGACGCCGGGCAGACGGGACAAGACACCGUCGAGCAGGCACGGUGCCUCCACGCAUACCAUCCCGAUUUCAAAUGUUAUCAGCAGAUGUCACAGGUGCCGAUCCGCACUGCUGCCAGCGACACCAUGGCUGGCGCCUUUGGCGGGAGUGCCUAUCUCAGGACUGAGAGCUCUGAAUAUCGCAUCUUUCCUGCCACGGCAGCCAGGGGUGGAGCGCGCCGGGGGAACUCGCAGUUCUCGUCAUUGCAGCCGGUCGCGGCCAACGCAGAAGAGGCCAUUGUGGUGCACUCCCCAGCGCCCAGCUUCCAGGCCACAGGACAGAACCUCCAUUGCGCCACCAGCACCAAGUGGAACGUGCUUCUCAAUGACACUAGCCGUGACGCGCUGGACCGCCGCUCCAGCCGUGAGGGCAUGGACCGCCGCCCCAGCCGCGCCACGGAGGGUCGCCGCAGUUCGCCGCGCGGCGCCCGCAAGAAGCAGCGGAGGGCGGAGGAGGACAGCGGCCUGGAGGACCUCUUCGGGAGCGACGAGGAGGACGACCCGAGGUGCUCCUCGGGCACCGAGCGCCCCGACAGCGACGACGAGGAGCUCGACGCCACGCCCGCCAAGCACCGCCACAAGGGCCGCGCGGGCAGGGGCAGGGGCGGCGAGCCGCCCGACACCACGCGCAAGCCGCGCCAGCUGCGCAGGUGCGCGUCUGAGGACAAGUGGUUCUCGUCGUGCUACAGAACGCUGGGGGGCCACCAGGGCCUCAAGCGGGCCCAGCACUUGAAGGUCCUAGAGUGCAUCGACGGCCGCUACCUUGCGGCGCCCCUCCUGUCGGAGGCGUCGGACAACCACUUGGCGAGGCUGAUCUUCAUCUUCACUGGGAAGGGCCCGCAGACGCGGCUGGCGAGCUUCGCCACGCGCACCAAGCGUGAGUUCCGCAUCCAGAUGCGGGAGCUCUUCACGCUUGCGCUGGAGCGCAACCUGGUCAAGCCGCCGAAGGAGUUCGACAUCCUCGACGAGAAGCUGGUCGAGGCGAUGGCCAAUGAGAAGGGUUGGAAGGACGAGUGGAUGUUCUCGGGGAAGAACCUCGAGAUCCACCAGAGCCUCGGCCAGCUGCAGGCGCAGCAGCAGGCGAACAUCGAGAAGGUCAUCCAGCAGGCGCUCAGCGCUGCGUCGGGCUCGGCGGCCGAGAAGAAGGGCAAGAAGGAGAAGAAGGCCAAGAAGCAGGAGAGCGGCGAGGGCGAGCUCGUCCCCAUCAGCGCCGCCGCCGAGAGGCCAGCCGACCACGCAGUGUUGGCGGCCGCAGCGGCCGGCCUCCCCAGCGGGAGCGCUUUUCUCAUGGCCAUCGAUUUCGGCUCCCAGUUCUUCAAGGUCGCCGUCUGUGCCCCAGGCAAGCCCUUCGAGGUGGUGCUGAACACGCACUCGAAGCGCAAGACGCCCACCGCGGUCUCCUUCUACGAGCGGGUGAGGACCUUCGGCGACGACGCCGUCGCCAGCGCCGUGAAGGGUGCCGCGAAGACACCCGCGUUCUUUCCCCUGCAGCUGGGCCGCAACCUCACGGCCGUGCCAGAGGAGGAGCUCUCGUGGCUGCCGCGGAGGUUCUACCCUUUUUCCCUGGGGGUCAACGAGUCGGGCAGCCUCCGCAUCGACGUGGGGGAGGAGGGCUACUCCGUGGAGGAGGUGGCAGCGCACGUCCUCAACUUUGCGAAGGGGCUGGCCUCGACGUACCUGGACGCGAGCCGCCCUCCUGCCGCGGCCGAGAGCACACCGAUGACUUCUACGACAGGUGGGCGGAGAUUGUACAGCAGAUUGGCCUUCAACAUUUCGCACUGGAAAAUAUGUCUACCGAUACAGCGGAACAUCGGCUACAGCAAGAACGAGUCUCCCUGGUCAAACAACGCAAGCUUCACCGACUCGAGGCAGCAGAGCACUGGAACACAUAUGGACACCUUCCUGAUUUUACUGAUGAUUACCUUGAUGUUUUGGCCAAGAUCAAGCGCAUCUCAGGCCAACUCCGACGUUGGGCUCGUCGGCGUCGAGCGGCGCACCGUGAACGCCUCCAUCAAGAGUUGCGCGAGGCACGAGCUCUGGGCCAGCAGGCUGAAGUUCACAAGCUUGCACGCCUACUUUCUGGACGAUCAACAGGUAAUGGUGCGCGAGGAUCUACAGGACUUCGCGAAGCAGCGCCUGAUCAACAGCGUGGCAAUCCGAGAAGGCGACUCGAAGAUGAACCAGGUCCUGGAGAAGUGGAGAUUUGCCCUGAGUCCUGUGGCACCGUGCGCAGUCACGCUAGGCAUCUGGGAGCUCGACAUCAUAUCAUCGAUUACUUUCGACACCUUCAAGACGAGCAUCUACCUAGACCCCUUCCGACACUAUCUCACCAUGCCUGGCGUCCUGGCGGCGCAGACACGAUCAGCGGCGGGCUCGGGCGGAGACGGGGGCCAGGGCCUUCGCGACGAGAGGAGGAAGGGCCGCAUCGAGGGCGGCACGAAAGAGGAGUCCAAGCAGAUCGCCGAGCAGAUCCCCGACAAGCAGAAGACGCUUUUCGCGCUCAUGCUGAAGCAGAUCCUCAGUCAAAAGGGCAAAGAGCACACCCUCGGACCUCCACGCGUAUACGCGAUGGGCGGGCCCAUCAAAGGACUUCUGACGUACGGCGACAGUCUCGGAGCCCAGAAUGACACCGACCUCGCGACAGCAUGGCAGGAGUGCGACGGGUACUCAGUCGAGCAGAAGUGCGAGCUAAUUCUAUUUUGCCGUCAGGACAAGGUCUUCCAGAAAGAACGUCGCAGGAUCACCUUUGCCACCAGGGACGCGAAGUUCCGCCAGACUCUCUUGGCUUGCCUUUCUCAAGUGCCACAGACCACACGCAAGUACGGCAGAGCCCCAGCAUCAUUCAUGGAGCGGGGGGUCCAGACCUUCUGGGAGGCCCUACAGAAGUGA